AUGCAAUAAAGAAAGAGAGUUAAGACUUUGUUAGAUUAUAAUUAAAUUGAAAAAAACCUUCUCAAUAGUGGGUUAUCAGAAAAAGAAAAAUCCAUUGUGAAUUUAGCUAUACGAGAAAGAAAAUUUAAUCUAAGAACAAGAAUUAAAUCAGUUAAUUCGAAGGCGGAACUCUGCAAAAAUUAUAGAGAAUAUGAAGAUAAGAUGAAACUGUCAAUUGCUUAAAUUGUUGAUUUUGAAUACAAAUAAUCUAGAUAAAGUGUUCCAACUGUUAAACAUAAAGGUUAGUUCACAACAAUAUUUUCCAUUCCUAAACCAAGGUAUGAUCCUUCCAUAGUGUAUGGUUCAUAAAACAAUAAAACAGUACUUCAAAUUAAUGAGAUACUUAAAAAGCUAUGA
This is a messenger RNA of Paramecium sonneborni, 396 nucleotides long. The record is from the annotation of a GenBank genome assembly. Lineage: Eukaryota; Ciliophora; Oligohymenophorea; Peniculida; Parameciidae.